AUGUUCAUGCUUCCCAAGGGAGGACCGUGUAUCAAGGUUGACCACGGAACUGGGUUGGUUCGUUCGAUUCCUACCCCCUACGCCCUUGAUGUCGGUGUGAUCGGCCUCGUGAAGGGGCGACACGGGGGUCUUCGGCCAAAACAUGGGACGAACCCGCUUCUCGUCGAGCGCUUUGCUGAACGCUGCGCAACUUCUUUGAUUCUCAGGUCCCUUUUAUGCUCUCGAGCUCGGGCUAUGAACGGUCGUCAUUAUCGGUUGAGUCCCCGUCGCGAUCAAGUUGCUCGAGCACAGAUCGGCGAUCUAUUCAUCGCGCCAACGACUAUACAUGGCGUCCGAGCUGGCCUAUCGUGGGCAAGGCUGUCUUUCAUGCACUACGGCCGUGACCACGGCGGCAAGCACGUACGAGCGACUCCAGUCGUUUGAAAGUGCCCGACGGGUCGAGGACAUAUUGCAAACGCUCGACUGCUCGCUGAACCAUGCCCGCAGGUCAGUUUUUGUGUAUCCGACGACGGUUCAUCAAACUAAUGAUCGUGCUCCCAGAGUCGCCGGAUCUACCAUCAUGCAAGUGGCGUACGGGAGGAUCUCAUUUAUUGACAGGCUAUCGUCCGACUCCGGUACCGAAGCCAAGGCCACGAUCUCUUCGUCGACGAUGGUCCACUUCCGACAUGAAGUAGAAGUACAUGUAAAUACUUGGCAUUCCCAGUUCUGA
Molecule: messenger RNA, 709 nt
Organism: Microbotryum saponariae
Lineage: Eukaryota; Fungi; Basidiomycota; Microbotryomycetes; Microbotryales; Microbotryaceae
Source: the annotation of a GenBank genome assembly